Molecule: messenger RNA, 264 nt
Organism: Linum tenue
Lineage: Eukaryota; Viridiplantae; Streptophyta; Magnoliopsida; Malpighiales; Linaceae
Source: the annotation of a GenBank genome assembly
AUGGUGGUAGUUCAGUGGUUUUUCUGUCCUUCUCUCAAACUUCCACUCUCCAUCCACCUUCCCCUGUGCCGUCGUCCCAAGCUCCGGCAAAAUCAGACCAUCACCCUUCCCUCCGCUGCUCCGCUGCUCCGCCGCUCCGCCGCCCUCGCCGUUGCGGCCCAGGCUCCACUUUCGAUCUUCCCCCUUCCCGCCCACCUGGUUGCGUUCAUUGGUGGCACUUCAGCAAAGACUUCUCUUUUGGUUAUUGCCUUGCCUGAAGGAUAA